Molecule: messenger RNA, 4180 nt
Organism: Orussus abietinus
Lineage: Eukaryota; Metazoa; Arthropoda; Insecta; Hymenoptera; Orussidae
Gene: Tsp5D
Product: tetraspanin-9
Exons: 5
Coding region: 193-1056 (287 amino acids)
Cellular component (GO): membrane
Source: RefSeq, a predicted model, not a curated record
CUGCUCGAAGUGCCACGAUAAUCGUCAGUCCUUUUUGUCGCCUUCAACGCGUUAAGUGCUUCAGGCGACAGGCGCGGCGCGAUCGAAGGGGUCGCACUCUGACAGGAUUUAAAAUCGUGGCAUUUAAACACGCACUCGUCUAAUUGGACAAAUCCUGGGACAAAACUUGACGGGGAUUAAUCUUUUUCUCCCAUGAGAGAAGAGAUGAAGAGAAAAUAUCACGGGAUCCCUCAUGGAAACACCGGCAGAUCCACUCGGUGUGCUAACACCUCGACGGAUUCCACGAUGGGCCGCACAGGAUACACGUGCAUCAGGCACGUCUUCUGCUCCCUCAACGUCCUAAUCUGGUUAAGCGCCUGCGGGAUUUUGGGAGCUGGUAUUUGGCUGCGAUUGGUUUAUUCUGGAUAUACCACUCUGGUCCCGCAAUAUAGUUUUGCAUCAGCUGAUUCGUUGUUACUGGCAACUGGAUGCGUGACAUUUGUCGUCGCCUUUUUUGGAUGCUGCGGCGCAUGGUUUCAGUCCAGGUGUAUGCUGAUCACGUAUUUCAGCCUGGUAAUACUGCUGUUCUUGGCCGAGUUCAUGCUGGGCACGUUAGCCUUCAUAUUCAGAGAACAUCUCGGCAGAAGUUUGAAGGAGGAACUACUCUUCGGAAUAGAAAAACACUACAACAUUACCAGGGAACCAGGAACGUUACCUGCAGUUUGGGACCACAUACACACAGAGUUCCAUUGCUGCGGUGUCCGGGAUUACACCGACUGGUUCCAGAUCGAGGCCUGGCCGGCAGAAGAUCGAGUUCCCGAUUCUUGUUGCAUCAAAAGAGAGCGAUACUGUGGACGGCUGGACCCCGAAGGGCGUAACAAGGAAUUAUGGUACAAAGAUGGAUGUUCAUCGGCUAUACAAAUGUGGCUGGUGACGAGACUUCACGUGGUCGGGACCGUAGGCCUCGUCGUGGCGUUUCUUCAGCUUUUCGGGCUGAUAGCCAGCAUGAUCCUUUUUUGUACGGUCAGACACAAACGGUCGUCACACACGUACAAGAGUUACGAUACGACGACCUAGGAUCACUCGAGGAUCCUGGCCUAUGGGGUCUUCAGACCCUCGGCGGGAUCCUCGAUCAGCUGAAGGGGCUUCUGUCUCGUGAUACCCUGAAAAAGGCGGGUUUAUAUGAUCGUAAGAUUCAAUUUUCAACGUGGUUCCGUUCUAGGGACACGUUACGUAUGACGGCAAAUGAGAGUCCAGAGAAUGUUCUCCUGAAUUACCGCAAUAAACUGUUAAUGCCGAGGUUCUGUAAUUCUUCGAAGGUCGGAUCUUUAAUGACCGAGUAUCGUGGUUACCGUUGGCACGAAGGACUGCAUUUCAUGUAAAAGUGUUACUAGAGUUUCGGUGAUUUAUAUCACUUGGUGCAAUUUUACUUUGCAUGUGUGGCGGCGAUUAAAAUGUAAAAUGAAAUUUGGGAGAUGGUACAGAUGAGUGCAGAACGUGGUGAAAUCAUUUUAGAGGUCCUCUGUUGCAGAAUUGGCACGAACGACUGCAGUUCAUGUAAAAGUGUUAUUAGCGUUUUGGUGAUUUAUGUCACUUGGUGGAAUUUUACUUUGCACGUGUGGCGGUGAUUAAAAUGUAAAAUGAAAUUUGAGAGAUGGUACGGGUGAGUACAGAACGUGGUAAAAUCCUUUUAGGGGUCCUCUGUUGCAGAAUUGGCACGAACGACUGCAGUUCAUGUAAAAGUGUUAUUAGCGUUUUGGUGAUUUAUGUCACCUGGUGCAAUUUUACUUUGCACGUGUGGCGGCGAUUAAAAUGUAAUAAGAAAUUUGGGAGAUGGUACAGAUGAGCGCAGAACGUGGUGAAAUCAUUUUAGGGGGCCUCUGUUGCAGAAUUUGUGAAUAGAUUCGAUUGGAGGGAUGGAAGAGAAUUUUGAACCGACAGUAUGAUUAACACUGGAAUUACCGGGGAAUUUUUUUUGGCUGUGGUGGGCUAUCUGAAACCAGUCAUUUUUACUGAGCUCGGUACUUUUAGUGUUGAAAGAUCUGACGUUUAGGGCAAAGGGAAUUGUUUGCUGGCUAAAAACCAUAGUUACCGUUGUUUUAAAAGAACAAUGUUCAUGGAGAACAAUGUACCAGCAUUUAGGUGCUGGGAUUCAGUGCAAUUUUUGUGUGGGUUUUUGGAUACGCUAAACAGUCACAAUUGUCGGUGGUUUGACGCCGAAAAUAUCUUGAUUUUCACCUGUCAUAAUAUACGUUAUUAAAUUCCUAAUUGUCGACAUAGGGAUGUGUGGGCCUGUAAUAUAUGCAGUAGCAUAAGCAAUGGCACAAUAAUACAGAUUCUUUAGCUUAUCUGAGAAUUGGAACAUUAUCCAGCCGACUGAUUAUUAAGUUUCCGAAUAAAUUUUUAUCAACGUCGUUUUGUAUUGCAAAGGCAGAGUUUUUCCGUUGAACUGCCAGUUAUUUUGUGAAAUUUAAGUUCUUUUUCCGAAGAUGUAUAUUUAAAUGCCUGCAAGACGUACCCGUGAAUACUUGGUUUAUAUAAAUAGUGUUAAUGAAUUGUCGUUGGAAGGAAAUUGCAGAUUCAGCAUAUUAUUGAAUCUCUACCGCUUGGUUUUGUAUUAAGUAAUCGACCUGUAUAAUCCACAUAAUUUUAUUUAUAUUGUUAUUUUUUCCUGGCGCCAAAUCUGUUAACCAGCUAUUUCCUAAAGUUUUACUCAUAAUAUUAGUCAUGAAAUUAUUUUUUCAUAAAUCAUGUUAAUCAUAGGACAGGUUUCAGUAUGUAGUUGACUUAAAAUGAACAAAAAGGUGUUGUCUUUUUUUCAGGAAUAUAGUGAUGUUCACAGAUUCAUUGGGGAUACGUGCACAGUAUUUUGUUUCAAAGUGGUAGUUCACAGUUCUUGAUAAUGUAUCUCUAGUUAAAAUCGGUCUAAAACAAAAUGUGAAUAUUGUCAUUAUCAUCUUUGAUGUAGUCAAUUUUUGGGUAAAAUGGAUGCUAAUAACAAAUUCAAAAACGAAUUCUGAACAGGGAUUAAGAAGUUUAAGAACCGGACAGAAUAAACUUGUAAAUAUUAUGACUGAAGGUUUGAUUAUUAAAGUACGGUAUUGGUUGCAAUCUCAAUUCUAACAUCUAGUAGUACACAAAUUAAAGUUGUGUUCCUCAUCUAUUUCAUACGGUCGUUCCAAAGUAUUCGUUACAAUACGUCGGUAUAAUUUCUGGUAUUAGUUGCCACAAGUGAAGCAGCGAAUAUUAUAUUUAACAUUUCCGUGAAUUAUUAGUUAGGGUUAAAGAGCGCCUACGUGUAUAAAGUCGAUACAUUUAAUACACUAUUUAUGUAGCUUACUUUUACCGAUAGAUAUAGUAAUGAAAUUAUGACAAUUAUCGGUCAAACAGACUCCCACUUGGAUUUAUGUCUUUGAAAUGUGUUAUUAAGGGCAUUUUUUCAAGGGCAUUUUUAACGUUUUAUUCAUGUAAUCGAUUAGUAUUUAUAACACAAGAAUUCAUUGUUGUUACAUGUAUCAAAUGGAAUGUAAACACAUUAGAAAUAGGUGGAAAAUGUAAAAAUUGCUUAGAAAUCAACACAUUUAUUUUUCGUAGAAAGGUUUCGGUUAUGUUUAAAGCGGGGGGAGUUGGGGAGCUCAGCUUCCAUAAACUACCCUUAACCCUACAUUACAUAUUACAAUAAAAAAUGACGUACUGUAUGAAAAUGCCCAUAAUAACAUAUUUUAAGAUCAUUGAAAUCGGAGGGGGAGUCCACUUUGCUGAUAAUUGCCGUAACAAUGCGUCAAUUGAUUGACCACGUUUAACCCGCCGCGAUGUUAAAAAAAUUGUGCAUGUUAAUAUUGACCUUAUAUUUUGAUAGUUAUCGACAAGUAAACGUUAUUUAUGGGAAAUUUAGUGGACCAAAAGUGAGGAUUUUUUAUCUACAGGUUUAAAAAAUUGGAUUAUUAAUGAUUUUUCUUUAUUACCUUGUUGCCUUUAUAUUCCAAUUUCUUUAAUACUGUUUCAUGUUGAUCGUAAUGGGUUAAAUUGCCUUGUUCCAUGCAUGAUUUUAAAAAUAUUAUUUAUUUAGUAAGUCCUAUCAAGAGAAUGAUUGAAACGCGUCAUUUUGAAUGUUGACUAUGCGUUAUUUUACAUCGCAUGUACACUGGGAGACAUCGAUGCUCCCCGAUCCUGCACAGGCGAUGUCGUAUCUGCAGGGGAG